Prunus armeniaca (apricot) is the source of this 456-nucleotide messenger RNA. The record is from the annotation of a GenBank genome assembly. NCBI's taxonomy places the organism in Eukaryota, Viridiplantae, Streptophyta, Magnoliopsida, Rosales, Rosaceae.
AUGGAGGAAACAAAACCAGUAAAGAGGAAACCCGUUUUCAAAAAGGUUGAUCAGCUGAAACCAGACACCAAGGGACACACCCUGGUUGUAAAGGUUGUUAGUUCGAAGAUGGUAUUGCAGAAGGCCAGACCUGACGGAAUCCAAGUUCGUCAGAUGAGGAUUGCUGAAUGCUUGGUUGGUGAUGAAACCGGAACCAUCAUUUUUACUGCCAGAAAUGACCAAGUUGAUUUGAUGACGACUGGCGCUACAGUGAUUCUGCGUAAUGCAAAAAUAGACAUGUUCAAGGGUUCUAUGAGACUUGCUGUGGACAAGUGGGGUCGAGUUGAAGUAACCGAACCAGCUAGCUUCGUUGUUAAGGAAGAGAACAACUUGUCGCUGGUAGAAUAUGAACUGAUUGAUGUCAAUGAACUGGCUAAUGCUGGUGCUCGUGAAGUGGUUAGUGUUGUCGAAAAGUGA